Amoebophrya sp. A120 is the source of this 5368-nucleotide messenger RNA. NCBI's taxonomy places the organism in Eukaryota, Dinophyceae, Syndiniales, Amoebophryaceae. The record is from the annotation of a GenBank genome assembly.
GUUUGUUUGUCUUUACCCUACUAACCAGAAAGAAAAUAUCCCACAAAUUAGUUGCUCAUACCUACCUCCAUACAAUUCAUACAAAUAUGAGUGAAGUCCUUCUCUGUAAUGCCUGACAUUGCCCUUCUAUUAGUCUUCACAUUAAAUCAUGCUGAAGAAAGACAAGGUCAAGUAGGAUCCACACAAUUUUUAUGUUGAGCUAUGACGUGUCAGACGUCAUUGAGGUCUUCAGUAGCGAUGUGUAAAGUGGUCCAAUAUCUGAGUAAAUGUAGUUUUCUCAGUAGAAAUACCUCGAUGCCAAUGAUCUCACGAAGCAACCUUGGUUGAAAUCAUCAAUCAACUUCCUUCCUUCAAAAAUACAGUACACAGAGUGUAGCUGCACUUGCAACACAAGCACAGAAGUUUAUAGUUUUAUUCUACCCGCCCUAUUUUUCCAUCGGAUCUGUGUAUGAUUUUUGUGAUGCAGCAUUGCAGCCGUGUAUGUGAUGUCCAUGAAAUUCUGUGUAGAUGAGUUAUGCUUACAUCCAUUUUUCGCUUUUAUAGCAUGAAGAUCUAUUCUCAUAUGUAUUGUAGAAAUUUCCAUCGCGCGGGUGCUCGUCCUGUUUAGUGUGUGAGCUGUUAUAUGUGUGGCAGUAAUGAGUUUCAGUUUAAUUAACCCAAAAAAACAACUACAUAUUGCCACUGUCUCUGUGUGGUAAAAAGACAAAAAGCGUUUCGAAGCGUCGGACUCCCGUGCUUGCACAAAGUUGCAUCUACAAAUCCAGCCGGCUUCGCAAAGCUCCUAGAGCUGCGCACUCAGUAAGCGAAGGUAGUAAGUCAUAACAAGGUCUUAUUUAGUGCGGCUGGUCUUUAGAAAAAUUGCUUCUUUCUGUAGGAGCGACGGCCACAGGAAGGUACUUAUAUGCCUUGCACGGUAGUAAGUACUUGAUUUUCAUUUUCAGGCUUGGCGUUCCCCUUGCAUUUCAUUGCACCCGACCGCACAGUAGAGCUAGAGCUGACAAAGGUUCUUAAUAUCAGGAACUGAAGAUAGACGCUUCUUUGUUGACGAGACGACCAAAAGAGCACCGGGAAGAGCUCGUGGGCUUUCUGUCGGUGGCACCCAUUCGGCUGCCCGACGAAGCAGAGGACAGAGUCGACGGUGACGCGACAAUCACUGCAAUUUGCUAGUACUUGUGACACCAGUACGUAGCAGCGUCGUAAGCAGAGCUUUGUUUUGUGCGAGCCUCUCGCUGUACUUGCGGUGCAUAGACAUACUACUUACUGGACUAUCUUGGCACUUAAAUAAGGAAACUACGACAUACUCACACCUAGGAAAAAGCCGUCCUCAACAAGUUUCUCGAAUUUUUUAAAGGCGGAGGAAAACCUACGGGAAGAACAUAGCGCGAGCAUAGUCAUUCCAAGGCCUAGGCCCCAACGCCCAUUAAAUACAGUCACUUGGAAGAAGAACCGAGAAUGGAUAUUGAUGAUGCUGUGGGGUGGGAGCACUACAAAGACGGAAAGUUCUGGCACCAUGCGGUGGCGGGAGCGUCGGCUGGGGUGUGCGAGCACCUCAUCAUGUACCCCUUUGACACCAUCAAGGUACUUUAGUACUUCGUUUAUCUUUAUAGAGCUACUUCUAGUCGUUGUCGUAUGAUAUCAGCUUCAACGGCGUGUAAAAGAUGACAAAAGAGAACACAAGCUUCCGAUUCGUGCCCGUGCCUCCUCCCAGAAAUGUUUUGUGUUACCGACUGUCCCUGAAAGCUUGUAAUUUCAUUGUGUGCACAGAAACAUUUACGGCACGAGGAUGAUGUACGGAACGCAAGUGUAGUUUCAUUCAUAAUCACAACAGACGAACCUUCAAGCGGAGCGACCAAAGCAAUUUUCCUCUCCUUCGGGAGGAGGACCUCCGGGAGGACCGCCAGGAUCAUCCUGUGCCGCCGCCUGCCCGACUAAAAUAAACCCUGGCACCAGCUCCUGCACAUCAGCAACGAAAGCAGGGGCGGCGACUUCCAGCAGCGCAUCCUCGUCGUGUGCACCAGCAGCGGGGACCUCGUCCGCGUCAACGGCCAGCAGCCGAGUGAACUUCAAUGCAACUACUACAGGAGCAGCAGGUAGUGGCGCAGCAGCGACUGCGCCGUCGUCCACGCUCUCUAGCACCAUAACCCGCGGGAACUGCUCGCCCUUCAUGACCAGUCUUCAGCAGCGCACGGCGACCACAGGAAUUAUUCCCACCACCGCGGUCGCGAGCUCCAGCACCGCGGGAGGUACAAGAACAGGAGCUGCUCUUGGUGCCAACCCCGGGUCCCGGUCGGUGUACAGUAACACGUUUGCCGCGUUUCGCGCGAUCAAGAAUGAGGCCGGCUGGAGCGGCUUCUACCGCGGCGUGUCGGCGAUGGCGCUGGGCUGCGUACCGGCGCACAUCGGCUACUUCUGCGCCUACGAGACAGUCAAGGGCUUUGGGAGGAGUAGCAACAGUUCUAGGGACCAGACGAACAACGCAAGGAAUUACAGCAGCGCGGAUAAAGAUAACCCGGGUGGACAUAAAGACCAACAUCUUCCAAACGGCCAGAACAAUAGUGCAAGUUCCUCUUCCCCCUACUCCCCCACCGCAUUUUUGGCCAGUAACCCCUGGCUGAUUGGCAUGGGCGCGGGCUGCGCCGCGAGCUUCGCGCACGAUCUGAUCCUAACCCCGCUCGACGUCGCGAAGCAGCGGAUGCAGCUGCGGGCGGGGAGCCACACCCGGUCCUGCGCGGAGUGCGUGAAGCACGUCGUGAAGACCGAGGGCUAUCUGGCGCUGUAUCGGUCUUUCCCUGUCACGCUGUUCAGCAACGUCCCUUUUUCCGCCAUUCUCGUAGGGUGCAACGAGCAGCUGAAGGAGCAGUUCGACGUGAACACCACCUGCCAGAUAUCACAAGGAAAAAUCCCCCCUCCCCAUAUCAAACGGAAGUUUCUGAUGCUGGAUUUGCGUAUACAAAUCAGGUUUGUCUUGCAGUAGAGGACUGCAGGCCCCUGCCAAGCCUGAGUAGAGAGGUUUUGGCCUAGGCGCUUAGCAUGAGAAACGUCUAUGCUGUAGGCCCCACAGCAUCACAAACCGCCUGCAUAAUGCGGCAGAGCCUGCGGAGUUGUCUUCUUGCAAGACAGACGUGAUUUGUGGUGUCAAAUCAGCAAGACAAAUUUUCGGAAACAUACCUUUUCGAUAUGGGGAGCGGGGAUCUUUCCUCUCAAUACCAGACGUGGGACGAGAUGCAAACCAAACUGCCCAUGUACUUUACGCUCGCCGGCGUCAGCAGCGGCGUGGCCGCCGUGUGCACCCAGCCCCUGGACGUGAUAAAAACCAGGAUCCAAACGCAAACCUGCCUGUUGAACAAAACCUCGGUAAGGUACCACGGCAUCAUCGACGCGGCGCGGACCAUCUACGCGGAAGAGGGACUCAGGGCGUUCUUCAGGGUACAGUGUUACUUGCCUGCUUAAAUACUACUUACACGAUUUGAAAGCGUAGGAGUUCUGUUUAGCGUCGUCAGCACUUGACGUUUUCCUUGCGCAUUUCUAUGUGUCGUGUGUGCGUAUUUGCAAGAUAAAAGCGUAUGAAUAGUAUAUCGAAAUAAAGAUAAAAUCCUAUUCUGAAUUGUGAAUGACAAUGAUUUGAAGAUGUUUCUGAACCAAAACAGGGCUCCGCCGCUCGGGCGCUGGUCGUGAUUCCCAGCUGCGCGAUUUCAUGGGCGAGUUACGAAACCAUCAAGAGUUUUCUAUCAAAUAUAAAAAUGUCUGGGUCUGGAAGAUUGCAACUUGUGAUGCUGCGUCUGCAUUAUGCAAAAAUCUGUAUUGCAUGAACAGCAAAAGAGGUCUUUGGCCCCGGCGAGAGGGCAUUUCUCAUGCGGUAUAGGCAUCAGAAAGCCCUCACAAGAUCUGUGAUGCUAGGGCAUGCAUCGCAGACAUCAGGAGUCAUGCAAAAUGUGCAUGACAAACCUUGCAUCCUUCCAGACCCAGACAUUUUUACAUUUGAUACUUUCUCGUCCGCAACGACUUCUAACACGAAAGUAGCCGCUUGUUGCAGCAGCAGCUCCUGCCGGGCAGUUCUUCUUCGCAUCUUGUUCUUCGCUCAGACCAUUUAAUGCUCUUGUACUGCUAGCCGGUAGUACCCCCAGGCCCAAUUCUUCUGCGGGCAAUAUUGUUCCUCUCGUUCUCUACAGCGCCGUUCACGACUUGGGACGGUAGUGGGUACCAGUAGGCUAUUCACAAUCUUCACGCCGAUUGCGCACAUAAUUGAGAGUAAACCACACGGCACGAAGAUGAAGCACAGCGACAAGAGGAAAUCUACAAAAGAAGACUUCUAUCCAGCCCUGUUCUUCCUCGACCGGGUCCGCCGGCAAUUAUAUCGGAGAUUACCGUAUGUCCAAGUGCUGUAACCACAAGAAUCAGACCCGGCGUUGGCGAAGAGACGAUCAUCUUGAUGUGUGAUGAGUUUUUCAUGAUUGUAAACAAAAGUAGAAUUAAGGAUAGCGAUAAGGACCACAAGAAGCACUGACAUAGAAGACACACAAGUGUAGAUGACUGCCGCGGGACCGUCGACUCCAUUGACUGACAUGACACGUUGACGUUGAUGUCUUAUCGCCACAUAGGACAUUGCAUUGUCAUAUCGACACGGGCUGCUUUUCCAAGUUUGAACUUCAAAUCGACUUUGUUGUUGAGCAUUUGAAGACCACGACGAUGUACUAUAGAUAGCAUACUAAAGAGGCGAGUCCACUUUUCCCUGCUUCAUUUGGAGGAACUAUUUACUUUCGGGAUUCCGGUUGUAAGAAGAACCAGAACGCGAACACUUCAUUCUCGGAGUUUGCACUGCACACUCACUUGUUGUGGCAAAUUCUCUUGAUCAUGAUACCCGGAAGUCAGAGUCAACAUCAUCUUUCAGCAAGAACUCUAUACAGAUACAUUACGCAGCAACAGCAUCAGAAUUAGAAGUUACGUAAAUUACAGCAGCUAAAAAGAGGAAAGAGCUUUAGCAGUGAAUCAGCAGCAACAGCAACAGCAGCAGAUACUAUCAGCAUACCAGUGCGACGCGAAGACUACAAGAGCGACCGUAGUGGCGUGUAGCUCAUCUUGUCGCUAGGAUUAAGUCAGUUUGGAAAUACCAGUACGGUUUUCCAUUCGGAUAGCUUCAUGGUCCAGUUGUAAGAGGACAAUUUGAAGAACCCCAGCCAUCUAGGGUGUAUCAGCGAGCGACUUCAUUGUAGCGAUCGAAGAUUUAUUCAUUUUCAGCAUAAUGCCCCCGUUGACGACGUCCCAUGCAAUUUAUUACGCGCGCAGAAUGCCAUGGGACGAAGACGAACAUCACGAACGUUUUAAACUACACCAAUGCAAAUAAGAAACAAAGAUGCAAUUGUUAUUGUCG